Paramuricea clavata is the source of this 201-nucleotide messenger RNA. Lineage: Eukaryota; Metazoa; Cnidaria; Anthozoa; Malacalcyonacea; Plexauridae. The record is from the annotation of a GenBank genome assembly.
AUGCCAUUUGGAAUAAAAUCUGCACUAGAAGUUUGGCAGAGAAAAGCUCAUGAAUUUAUCGAGGGGCUGGAGGGUGUUGAGGUCAUAAUGGAUGACUUCCUGGUGAUCGGGUAUGGUGAUACAGUCGAGGAAGCAGGAAGCAGUCAUGACAAGAAUCUUGUUGGUUUACUGGAGCGAGCUCGAAAGAAAUUUAAACGCUGA